UGAACGGCAAGAUAAUGAGAUUGCUCAGGAGAUUCAGGAACAACUGGUCCGACAGGCAGAGCAGCAGCGACAGCAGGAAGAAAAGGAUGCGGCCAUCGCCCGUAAGUUGCAAGAGAAAGAGAUGAAAGAGGAGAGGAGGAGACAGAAGCACCUGGAAACUCAUUUUGAUGAGGAAUACUUUGAGGAUCAAGCAGGGCCAGGCAGACAGCAAAAAACCUCCUCAGUCUUGUUACUCCCAGAUGCUGGAAGACCCCUCGACGUGGACAAACAUACCCGCCACAAAUCAAGUUCCCCUGGCCGAUAUGAUGAGUACCCUCCAAUGCGCUCACAUCGAGAUUAUUCUCCAGAUUAUUAUUCAGCUGAACCCAAAAAAAAGCAGGUACCCAAAACUGGACUCUGUGGCACCCCAUAGCCGCUCCAGGUAUCCCGAGCACCACGUAGUGACAGAAGGAGGACGAAGCAGACAUGCAGAUCCAUAUCCAGAGCACCUGUCCAGAGGCAAGCAUGGGGACAGAAAUCCAGAGUAUGAGUCUGCGCAUACUGACAGAGCCAGAGACCAAAGGGGGAGGGACACAGACAGAGUGGUAAGAAGGAAGGAGAGACCAGCUAGACCACCUCCACCACAGAGUCCUAUAGAAAGAGACAAGGCCUGGGACAGAGAAAGGCAGAGGCAGGGCAGAGACUGGGACUGGGAGAGACAAGUGAGAAAAGACCAAAGGAGAGACAGGGAACAGGAUCUUAGGCUGCCAGGAGACUGGGAAAAAUCUAGAGACAGAGGACAUAGUGGGGACAGAUAUGGAGAGAGAGACAAACGGAGACAAAAAGACAAGCAACGAGCAAGAGCCAGAAGCAGGGACAGGGGGCUUGAUGAGGACUUUUUGGAGACUAAACAAAGCAGGGAUUGGCCGAUGGAUAGCAGAGCCACCUGGGACAAGGAAGACAAUGAUAGUAAGAGGAGGGCUGGAAGCCGGCAGCGUUCCCACUCUAGCCCCAACAAGGCGUUUGACGAGUUCAAGAGCGAUGAAGGACACAGGAACUCCAGGGAGUUCUGGGACCCCCAGCAGGGGGAGGGUCCUGAAAUAGAGCACAGUCAUAGUCAUCCCAACAAAGAGACAGGUCGUAUUGUGCACAAAGUCAGUGGAGCAGUUGUAGCAGAAACUGAGUUUGGACUGAGCGAAGCCACCAAGGGGCUGACGAAGCUUGAUAUUCGUGAGCAGGAGCUGAAAGACAUGGAGGUUGCAAGAAAAAUACAAGAGGAGGAAAUCAAGGCAAGCAAGAUGCAUGUGCGUGCAGCUCAAAUGGCACAAGAUGAGGAGAUUGCCCGGCACUUGAUGGAACAAGAAAAGAAGGAGUACAAGAAGAUUCGGGAACGAGAGAAAGAGAAGGAACGAGAGAGGGAGAGGUUGGCAAUGGAGAGGAUGGCUAUGGAAAAAAGGCGACAAGAGGCAGAAUUCAGGCCGAAUUCUGAGGAAGCUGUACGACCUAGAACACGAGAGGAGUAUGACUACCAGAGGCAGAAGAACUACAACAAGCCUGCCAGGCCACCUCAGCCUCGUACACAUGACUAUGAGAACGUGAGCUCUGUCUAUGGCUACUCGGACCACCCUGCUGCCUCUCGCCCUCCUGCAAGACCCGAGGCUACUUACAAAGGUGCCUAUCAGAAGCGGUGACUCCAGAACAUGUUGAGAUGCUGUCAGUCCUCCAUUUUGUUUUUUAUUUUUUUUUAAUCUUCUUUUCUGUUUAUUUUUCUUUCAAUAUUUAUUUUUUAUCUUCAUUUUCAUUCAUUCACUCUCUGUUGACCAAAUGCCUUGGGACAAUCUAAUGAGUUGAAUAUUUUAAGUUGAGGAAGUGGGUCUAUGAGUGCUGGGACCACACUUUUUUUUUUUUUUUUUUUUUUUUUUUAUUUGUAAAUUGUGAAUAUUUCUUUUAACUGGUGGACAAGCCAAAUGUGCAGCCUUGUGUAAUGAACUCCCUUGAUUCAAAGCUGUGGAAGUAGAAAAGCAGCUCCUCAUCUGCUGUGGUCAUUGGUUGCUGAUGUUUUUCCUGUCUUUGGACCAUGACAUCUUAAGGGCUUAAGGCCUCUGCUGGAUAUAUCGUAACCAUGCAAUUUUCUCAUAACUCUUGGUGGGAAAUGCCUGUCUGGUCCAAGAUGGCUGCUACAGUGUCUUAGAUAACAACAUGACAACUGCUUUGUGCACUUGUGCUGCAGUUAAUGCUGUACAACAAGAAGCCCGUCUCCAUGUGCCACACAGCCUCUAUGACUCUGAAGAAUUUCAUCCCCUUUGCUGUAUUCAACUAAAACAACAAACAAGCCUUCAUCACGGUGCUGGUAGUUCUGGCCUUGCCGUCUGCUCCACCUUGUUACAGUGCAGAGGUGGAGCUUUGUGACGAUCCAUGGACAUUAAAUGGCUGUCUUUUUUUUUUAACCCCAUGACUGUAUAUGAAUCACUGUUUCCCUGUGCAUGCUUACUGAUCGUGUACAACUGUGUACAUGCAUUUCAGCUCUGUAUUAAAUAAUCAGAAGGGCUAAAGCCACAGAAAGCCAAUAACCACUUUUGUGAAUGAACAAAAUAUCUACUUGCUUAUAUUCUGCUGUAUAAAAUAUCUAUCAGCUUUUCAUUUACAAUCUGAAAUAGAAAUGCAUGUAAGGUGCUUGUCUUAAACCUGAAUUCAUGCUCAUAGCAUAGACUUUUUUUUUUUUUUUUAAUAUAUACUUGUGCUAUGAAAUUGUGUCAAAUCAUUGUGGAAAUGCCAGAUUCUGUAUUCUGUCCUAAAAUUUUGUGUUGCACAAGUUAUUUUUCUUCAAAAAGGGACCUUUUUAUAUUUAUUUUUAUACUACAUUUGGUCUUUCCUUGCAUUGUUUCUUUAAUUUUGUUCUCCAAGCUCUCCCGCUGUCACUUCAACUUAUUUCUCUCAAAGGCAGACAUGACUUCCUGCUAACAUUUCCACAACACAAUAGAAUUUCAUCGGAAGAAGGGAAACUACUCAUCAUCCUGCUUAAAUUGUUUUUGUUUCUUUAAACCUCUGAGAUCUGGAAAAUUUCAUUUUGUGUCGGGAAAAUGAAGGGCACAUAUUUAUUUUAAGUUUAUAAAAAUGUUUGCAUUGGCAGCCAAACAUUUGGUGCUGCUUUAAAGUUCCUAUGUUGUAAUAAACGUUCCUGAAAGUGUGAAUCGGCUUCCAAAACAUCUUUCCCUGAUGUGAAACUGAUAGUUUUCUGUGUGACAUGUUUAUAUUGUGGAGGACAAACAUGCAAGUGUUGAACUAUAUUAACUUGUUCUUUUCUGUUGACAGAAUGGGAUGUUCUCACCUUUCCCCUCCCCCCCUGGAACUUGAAAAGUUGUAGCUGUAGCAAAUUUGGCUCCCAGUGUCUUUGAGGAGAGCACCGCCUUGUGGUUAGGGAUGCAAAAGUUAUACAACUGAUGUGAUCAAGAUGAAUUUUUGUGGAUGUUCAUCAGGGAUUAUAUUUAAGUUUUAUCUACAUCAAACAUCAGGUUUUUAGUCUAUUCUAGGGAUUGUAUGCAAUAUACCGAUCAUGAAUUAAUGUGUUGGGAUUUGCUGUAUCAGAACUUUGAGUAAAAUUAACUGCGGUUGCUUAUAACAAUCGCAUCUGAUAAUAAAGGAUCAUUUCCAUGCAAA
This is a messenger RNA of Melanotaenia boesemani (Boeseman's rainbowfish), 3636 nucleotides long. It is a transcript of the gene ccdc50a, whose product is annotated as coiled-coil domain containing 50a. Gene Ontology annotation, molecular function: ubiquitin protein ligase binding. Gene Ontology annotation, cellular component: cytoplasm. The coding region runs from base 168 to 1670 and encodes 500 amino acids. The transcript is spliced from 10 exons. NCBI's taxonomy places the organism in Eukaryota, Metazoa, Chordata, Actinopteri, Atheriniformes, Melanotaeniidae. The record is from RefSeq and is a predicted model, not a curated record.